AUGAACAACGAGGACCGUCUUAGAGUGAGAAGCUGCUACGGUGAUCGACAUGCUGAUGCCAAGGGCUCCGAAGUCCGCAGCAGCCGCAAUUCCAACCACCGUCACCCCCGAGUCCCCACCGACGCCGCCCCGGAGGAGCCUGGGCGUUACCUCCUUACGCCCGACGAAAGGUUGGACCUGUGGCGUCUCCAGCGCAAGACCGACUUCGAGGUCCUGGAGGUCGAGAAUCUCCGCCUGUGUGCGUGGGACGCGCAGCGGGAGGAAGAGUGCCGGCCCUACUUUGAAGAACUCGAGCGCUUGCAGGAAGAAGCGUACGAGGAGGAGUGGCGCCGUCGGAGCGAGGAGGAGCGGGAGGAGGAGUUCGAUAGAGAAGAGGGUAGGGACGUCGAGGAAGAGUACGAGGAGUGGCAUGGGAUUCAAGACGACCGCUCCCGGGACGACGACCUCCACGAGGAAGUCAUCGACGAGGACGACCGCCACCUCGACGGCGCCGCCGCGGAAGAGGAAGACGACGAGGACGACGCCCCCGAUACCUCCCCUACGGGUACCCCUCAGUCUCAGAACCAGCGUCCUACAGGACGACUGCGCGGCACCGGCGUCUGGACCAACUACGAGUGGGUCGACAAGAACAAAGACGACCGCCGGGUCGCGCGGGAGAAGAGCGUGGUCACGAGCGGGGGCACGCGGAGUGGCAAGCGGUACCGCGCCGAAGCCGACGAGGAGACCGAGCGCAUCUCCCUCGCUCAGGACAAGGCUGACGACGACGAGGCCUCGCUCAAGAAACGCCGGAACGAGAAGGGGAAGUGGCCUGCUGGUCGCCCCCGGACGUCGGACUAG
Molecule: messenger RNA, 837 nt
Organism: Vanrija pseudolonga
Lineage: Eukaryota; Fungi; Basidiomycota; Tremellomycetes; Trichosporonales; Trichosporonaceae
Exons: 1
Coding region: 1-837 (278 amino acids)
Source: RefSeq, a predicted model, not a curated record